Molecule: messenger RNA, 1602 nt
Organism: Solanum dulcamara
Lineage: Eukaryota; Viridiplantae; Streptophyta; Magnoliopsida; Solanales; Solanaceae
Product: probable sodium/metabolite cotransporter BASS6, chloroplastic
Exons: 9
Coding region: 50-1315 (421 amino acids)
Cellular component (GO): membrane
Source: RefSeq, a predicted model, not a curated record
CACGAGUCUCCUUAGUUUCUCUCAAAAUCAAAAACUCAAAGAAAAAAAAAUGAGUAUUAAAUUUCUUCUUUUUCAGCAGAAUCAUCAAGGUUUCAAGAUUCUUGAUUCUCCUUCACUUCACAAAUCUUUGCCUUGUUUUCAUCAACACCCAAUUUUUUCAUUUCCCAAGAAAUGCUUCCACUCCUCAGGGGUACGAUUGGUGGGGUUUCCAUCAGCUAUACAAUCCACAAUGCCAAGUGGUAACUCAAGAUUGUUGGUUAGUAGAUGUAUCUUGGAUAAGCUCUCAGAUCCACUUGGGCAAAGUGACUCUGAAUCACUUGAGAAUCUGAAGCAAAAAGAAAAUGCCUUUUUGACAAUUUUGAAGGGAGCAAACUCUUUUCUGCCCCAUGUGGUUCUUGCUAGCACAAUUUUGGCUCUUAUCUAUCCACCUUCUUUUACUUGGUUUACCAACAGGUACUAUGCCCCUGCGUUAGGAUUUUUAAUGUUUGCUGUUGGAGUCAAUUCAAGUGAAAAGGACUUUCUUGAAGCUUUCAAGAAACCUGCUGCCAUUUUUGCUGGUUAUAUUGGUCAAUUUGCUCUGAAGCCUCUACUCGGGUAUCUUUUUGGCACAGUUGCGAUGGUCAUAUUUGGUCUUCCAACUUCCUUAGCUGCAGGGAUUAUGUUGACCUCUUGUGUUAGCGGAGCACAGCUGUCAAAUUAUGCUACUUUUCUUACCGAUCCACAAAUGGCCCCUCUUAGUAUAGUGAUGACAGCGUUAUCUACAGCUACUGCUGUUUUUUUCACCCCGAUGUUAACGUUAUUGCUUAUUGGGAAAAAGCUGCCUGUGGAUGUUAAGGGAAUGAUUUCCAACAUACUCCAGAUUGUUGUUGCACCUGUUGCUGGUGGACUGCUUCUGAAUAGAUUCUUCCCACAGAUUUGCAAUGCUAUUCGGCCGUUGUUACCUCUCCUAUCAGUUUUUGUGACUGCUCUCUGUGUAGGAGCUCCACUCGCUAUUAACAUAGAUUCCCUUGUGUCCCCUUCGGGAAUGUCUGUUUUGUUCCUUGUGAUUGCAUUUCAUUUGUCAGCGUUCAUUUUGGGCUAUUUUCUUUCCGGCUUAGCCUUCCACAAAGCACCAGACGUCAAAGCUCUACAAAGAACACUGUCAUAUGAAACAGGCAUGCAGAGCAGUCUUCUGGCCCUUGCUCUUGCAAAUAAGUUUUUCCAAGAUCCUCUCGUUGCUGUCCCGCCAGCAAUAUCAGUUGUGAUCAUGUCAUUAAUGGGCUUCUCACUAGUGAUGCUGUGGACUAAGAAGAAAGAAACUCAUGUUAUGGAGUGAUAUAAUAUAUUAUUAUACUAUAUUAAGAAUUAUUUAUUGAGUUUCGAACCGUUUCUCGAGUGGUCCCACGAAAAUUCUUGGUUGUCCAAAAAAAGAAUAUAUCUACACAAAUCUGUCUUGGCAGUGUUGUAAUGUGUACAACCUCAUGGUACAACUAAAGAUGGCAUCUCCAAAUGUUGUGUGUGGAAUGUUUUUUUUUUCUCUCUUCAUUCCAUGUGUAAUUUUUCAGAAGUAAAGAAAAUAUGUUAUACAUUUAACUCUCAUACAGUAUAUUACUCUUAGAUUUU